UGUUCACAAGGGUUUUUUUUUUUUAUUUUUUUUUAUUUCAUAACCAAAUCCAAUACAGAAGCUAGCCUAGACAUGAAUAUGAAAUAUUACAAGGCGGCCUUGGUUCUUUUCUUCGUCAGCUUGAGCUAUUUGACAGAAGCAGCUAAUGAUAAUGGAUCACUCGGGGCUUCUUUUAUCUUUGGUGAUUCCUUAGUUGAUGCUGGAAAUAAUAACUAUUUACCAACGUUAUCUAAGGCAAAUAUUCGUCCUAAUGGAAUUGAUUUUAAAGCAUCUAAUGGAAACCCUACUGGCAGGUAUACCAAUGGAAGAACCAUUGGUGAUAUUAUAGGAGAAGAACUGGGACAACCAAACUAUGCGGUUCCCUUUUUGGCUCCAAAUUCCACUGGAAAAGCUAUAUUAUAUGGUGUGAAUUAUGCCUCGGGAGGAGGAGGGAUCAUGAAUGCAACUGGAAGAAUAUUUGUUAAUAGGGUAGGAAUGGAUAUCCAGGUUGAUUAUUUCAAUAUCACGAGAAAACAGUUUGAUAAAUUAUUGGGUCCAAGCAAGGCAAGAGAUUAUAUUAUGAAGAAAUCCAUCUUCUCUAUCACAAUUGGAGCAAAUGAUUUUCUAAACAAUUAUCUUCUCCCAGUUCUUUCUAUCGGAGCUAGAAUAUCUCAAAGCCCAGAUGGUUUUAUUGACGACAUGAUCGAUCACUUAAAGAUUCAACUUACAAGGCUUUACCAAAUGGAUGCUCGGAAGUUUGUGAUAGGAAACGUUGGUCCAAUAGGUUGCAUACCUUAUCAAAAGACCAUAAACCAACUGAACGAAAAUGAAUGUGUCGAUUUGGCUAAUAAGCUAGCGUUACAGUACAAUGGCAGGUUGAAGGAUCUACUCAAAGAACUAAACAAAAAACUCCCUGGAUCCACAUUUGUUCAUGCCAAUGUUUAUGAUCUCGUUAUGGAACUUAUCACAAAUUACAAAACUUACGGAUUUACAACAUCAAGUAAAGCUUGUUGUGGAAAUGGGGGGCAAUUUGCAGGGAUAAUUCCUUGUGGACCAACGUCUAGUCUGUGUGAAGAUCGGUCCAAGCACGUAUUCUGGGACCCUUAUCAUCCAAGUGAAGCCGCUAAUGUUAUUGUUGCAAAACAACUCCUCGAUGGAGACAAAAAAUACAUAUCCCCUGUCAAUCUUCGACAGCUUCGAGAUAUCUAGUUGUGAUCAUAAUGUAACUAAUGUUGUGCGCAUUAUGUUCCUCUCUCCUGCUUGCUUCUUCCAGAAGUGACAUCGUUUUAAUUAAUUGAACUACCUUUUAUUA
This is a messenger RNA of Pistacia vera, 1291 nucleotides long. Its product is annotated as GDSL esterase/lipase At2g23540. The transcript has 5 exons. Gene Ontology annotation, molecular function: hydrolase activity, acting on ester bonds. Lineage: Eukaryota; Viridiplantae; Streptophyta; Magnoliopsida; Sapindales; Anacardiaceae. The coding region runs from base 73 to 1188 and encodes 371 amino acids. The record is from RefSeq and is a predicted model, not a curated record.